Messenger RNA from Daphnia pulicaria, 1857 nucleotides. RefSeq names its product cysteine-rich protein 2-binding protein-like (gene Atac2). The coding region runs from base 224 to 1771 and encodes 515 amino acids. The record is from RefSeq and is a predicted model, not a curated record. Gene Ontology annotation, molecular function: acyltransferase activity, transferring groups other than amino-acyl groups. NCBI's taxonomy places the organism in Eukaryota, Metazoa, Arthropoda, Branchiopoda, Diplostraca, Daphniidae. The transcript has 6 exons.
AGUUUUCGUCUGCUUCGAGCCCACGAGUAACAACAAGAAAGUCAUAAGUCUUGGCAACUUGUAAUGGUAAACAGCUACUACAAAGUACAAACUGCAGACUAGAUGAAUAUUAUACAAUGAUUCCUUGAAUAAAUGUCGAAAUACGACUUUAAUGUGACCCCAUAUUCCGAUAUUUAGACGAAAUCUUUUCAAAUAUUGCAACAAGUACAUCAAGUGAAACGUAAUGCCACGAGGAAGGAAGCGAGGAAGUCGAGGAGGAGGAAGAGGCAGGGGUAGACCACCGGGUUCCACAACAGCCGCUGCAACAAGAAUAGAUGGUCCAUCCGUUAAAAAAAUUAAGCUAGAACCACAAAACACAUCUUCCAUAUUUGGAUCUGAAGACAUCAUUUAUGGAUCAAAUUUUGAUGUAUUCCAAGAAGUUAUUGUAGAAGAAGAGGUCCAAGAUAUCAAUGUUGAAAAUAGCCGAUCAAACUCUCCCAUUUCAGUUACAAAUGACAGCAAUUCCAAUGAAAAUUCAGUCAGUUCAUUCUCAGCUUCAGAUAUUCAUAAUAAGUAUUGGACCAGAGAAGACCUAACUCCAUCUGAUGCCCCCCCUGAAAAUCUGUUUACUGAAAAUGAGGAUGAGAUGAAAUCCUUUGCUCUCGACAUGAAUAAUGUUGACACCACAGUCAAUUUAAAUGAUGAAACUGGAUUCUCCCUCAAUAGUCUCUUCCCUAUUAAAGAAGAGCCACUUGACAUUGAACAACCCAAAUCCAGUGAAAAUGGUGUAGAGCAAGUCAAAAAGGCUUCAAGAAGAAAAAUCAAACAAGAGCCUACUGAAACAGCUCCAAAGUUAAAGCAGAUGUCGUUAUACGAAGAGAUGUCUCUUUUUCGUCAGCUUCGACCAUUGGCAGAAAAAAAUGCUCUAAGUCCCGAACUUAGACGACUGUACAGAAAGCUAUCGUUGAGAAAUACUAAACGUUCAAUUGGCUUGGAACCCUUCAACUUCGACAGACUAUUAGCUAAGCUGUUGGGAAAAGAUUGGUCAUUCCCAGCUAGCAGCAAUGAACCUGCAAGUCAGAUAGUCAGCGUUUCUAAUGUCCUCGAUCGUUUUCAGAAAAGUAGUUUACCGUCUUGUUCAUCUCAAAAACGUCUCAACAUAUCUUUCCGAAUGAGGUUACUUGGCGCAAGUGAAGAUCAGAUUCCGCAAUCUUUUGUCAGCCCCUAUACUGGGAGAACACUUAAGCCUUUUAUACGAAGGGACUAUGAAUCUCGCCCAAUGAAGUUAAAACUUCUAGAAGAAAUCCGUAGUAAAUGUUCUAGCACAGAGAUAAGGAACUCUGUUGUAAAACCGAUCGACUACUCUUAUGUACAACCUCAACACAUUCCGGCAAUCAAUGCCAUUUGUAAAGAGUUUUUCUGGUCUGGAAUUGAUGUUACGGAAUGCUUGGAAUAUCCGGAUUUUAGUUGCGUGGUACUAUACGGCCAUGUCAUUAUUGGAUUUGCGUUUAUGGUACCUGAUGUCUCGUACAAUGAAGCUUACAUUUCUUAUUUGUUCACACACCCCGAAUGGAGAGGAGCGGGAAUCGCGAAAUUCAUGCUGUAUCAUUUAAUUCAAAGUUGCAUGGGCAAAGAUGUUACGUUACAUGUUUCGGCUACCAAUCCAGCCAUGACUUUAUACCACAAGUUUGGUUUUAAAGUGCAAGAGUUUGUUGUGGACUUUUACGACAAAUAUUUCCCUGCUGAUUCAACUCAGUGUAAGCACGCUUUUUUCAUGCGACUCACACGAUAACGGAGAUGUAUAAACUUUUUUUUAUACUCGCUGAAAUGGUUUACAUCUCUAUGCUACGUGAUGGUAAUAGAAAUGUUGAUUCGUCA